Messenger RNA from Staurois parvus, 329 nucleotides. Lineage: Eukaryota; Metazoa; Chordata; Amphibia; Anura; Ranidae. The record is from the annotation of a GenBank genome assembly.
UCACCAGGCUACAGCCGGAGAUUCCCCACUGGCACCCAGCGAUCGUCAGGCAAAGCUGACAGGGGAGAGACCUAUUAUGCUGCUUUGUAUAUCUGCACAACAGAGAAAUACAAAAUAGCAUAUCUUCCUAGUAAAACCCCACAGAGCAGUGUAAAACAACACACAGUUAACCCUUUGAUCACCCCCGUUGUUAACCCCUUCCUGCCCAGUGUCAUUAGUACAGUGUCAGUGCUUUUUAUUAGUGCUGAUCACUGAAUUAGUGUCAUUGGGAUGUCAGUGGCAGUUAGUUCUCACCCAGUGUCAGAAUGUCCCCCGCAGUCCCGCUAUAA